AUGACUUCCCCUAAUCAGACAAAUCGUCCAGUCCUCCGAGUACAAAUUAAUCAGAUUGACUAUUCAUUGGAAGUACCAGGUCCUUUCGAUAACUCUAAUCUUCCAAAAGUUCCUGUUCUUCGUAUCUACGGGCCCUCGUCCAUCAGGAAAAAGACGUGUCUGCACAUCCACCAAGUGUAUCCCUAUUUUUUUGUAGAGUACACGGGAAGUCUCAGUGCUCGCCAUGUCAGACGAUAUGUCGCCAGAUUGACGCACUCAUUAAAUCAUGCGAUUGCUAUUUCCUUCAAACGCACCACCCAGGCCAGGCCGCAGUAUAUUCGUGCUAUUAUCCUGGUAAAAGGAAUCCAUUUCUAUGGUUUUCACUCUUCCUAUGCGCCAUUCCUCAAAGUCUAUGUCGUGGAUCCAGGUCUCGUCAGUCGCAUCGUGACUCUGUUGCAGUCUGGAAGUGUUAUGAGCACCAGAUUCUGCACAUACGAAAGUCACCUCAGCUACACCUUGCAGUUCCUCUCAGAUUUCGGACUGUACGGAUGCGGUUGGAUCGAACUUGAAAAGGUGUUUCAGCGUGGCGCAGAUGAAGAUGAAGAGGGCCCUGUUUUCAGACGCUCAUCCUCGUUUCGCCAAUCACGCAUGCCGCUCGAAGUCGAUGCACAGGCCUAUCAUAUUUUGAACAGACACGCUCUUGUGGCCCGUCACCAUCAUCAUGAACUGAGGAUUCCUGCCCUCCCAACUCCUAACGAACCACUUGUUCUUAGCGUUCGAGAACUUUGGGAUGACGAAAGAAGACGCCGGGCUGCGCGUGGCCUCCCACCUUCACCUGAACUUCCUGUGGACCUUAGCAGUUCCUCUAGAGGCUCUGGAGGUGAAUGGGUUGCUGAAGCCAGGUGGUGGGAAGAAAUCCAGAAGCGAAUCGAAAACGAAAGACACCAGGAGCCUCCGGCGAUCGAUGGGAAGGAAGGUUGGGAAAAAUGGGCCAUGACAACGUUCCAGAGUGUUGAGGCCCUUUGGGAAGACUCUUACAAGAUUUGGAAACCUGAGGGAACAAGCAACACGAAUGAUGAACGCCAAUUGUCUAAUGCCGAUGCCAACGAACUCCCAGAUGACAGCACAGACGACGUCGACAUCGACAUGACGAUACUUUCAAGCCAAGAGAUGACCAAAAACGUACAGAUGGAGGAAGAAGCAUGGGCUAAUAUGAUGGACCAGGAACAUAAUGAUGCGUACGAUGAUGAAGAAUACAACGAUGACGACUUUCUCGACGAAAAUCCUGUAAAUCUGGACGAACACAAGGAUCAAGUUAAUGAGGACCCGUUUAAGGGAUCCCCAAUAAAUACCGAACCAGUGUUUCCCAAUUUAACUCGCAUGUCAAGCCGUUCAAGUUCAGGAUCCUCCACUCCUCCUGAGAGACUGUCUCCGUCACCAAGUCACCGGAAAGGGAUAUCUCAAACGAAGAAUAAUAUUGUCACUCACUCGCAGGCUCAUAAUGAAUCUGCCUCAAGCUCACCUAUAAAGAGAACCUUCACAUAUCAUUCGCAACAUAUUUUGAAAUACACACCCAACGCAAACGGCUUUGAGUACGCCCGCCAACCACCAUCUGUCUCUGACCUUCUAGCAAGCCUUUACAUGCACAACAUUCCCAGCAAGAUCUACCGCCCCCCCUAUUACUCCAAAGAAAUUGAUGCUCCUGAUCGGCCUCGAGAAUACGCUGGAUUGGUAUAUCAUCUGAAGGGCGGCAAAGGCAUAAAGAAUCUUCCAGCCUGGGAACCCAUCGGAUCUGAAAUUUGGAAUAGUCUUGUCGAAGCAGGAGAUGCGCAAGGUUGGGAAUACGCAGGACAUCCGCCCAGUGUGAAGUCGGUUCGGGCCUGGUUGAAAUCCGAUGAGGGAAAGAUGUUGACUGGAGGACAGACUGUUCAGCAACGAUCUCAGAUAGAAGGUCCUACUCAGGCAAACGUCUACAAUAUCAAGACCACCCCUGUAGACACAAGCUCCGUUUCUCGUGAAAGACAUGACAUGACAGUGUUUUCAUUAGAAGUGUUUGCACCAUCCCGAGCUGGUAAACUACCUGACUCUGAUGAAGAUGCAUUAGCAGCAGUCUUUUACUCGUUUCGAGAGACAGAAGAGAGAGCUUAUAAGUCGGGUAUCUUCGCUGUAGAAUCACCACAGUUCAGUGCCCAUCAGAUACGCGACUUCGCUAUUGAAAAGGUCGAUAGUGAGCUGGAUCUUAUAAAUGCAGUCAUCGACAUAGUCUUGGAUUUGGAUCCAGACAUCGUUGUUGGCUGGGAUGUACAGCUAUCUUCUUGGGGAUAUUUUUCUAAGAGGGCGGCUAUAUACGGCCUAGAAGUCUCGGAAUUGAUUUCGCGCGCCACAUUAUCAAGCCGAAGAAGUGGUUCUCUCCAAUGGGAAAUUCGGAAAACUUCCACCUUUAAGGCCGCAGGCCGUCAUGUUCUUAAUGUCUGGAGAAUUAUGCGUUCGGAACAGAAUUUAAAUACAUACACCUUUGAAAACGUGGUUUUCAAUGUCCUUCGACAGAGAACUCCUUGGUAUUCAUCCUCUACCCUGACCAAUUGGUACCGGGGCGGGAGACCUACACAAUUGGGCAUGUUGUUUCGCCAUUUUGCUUCUCGGACAUCAAUGGUACUCGACAUUUUGAAGUCCGUCGACAUCAUUACCAAAACUGCAGAAUUUGCCCGUGUGUUCGGUGUGGACUUUUUCUCCGUCAUCAGUCGCGGCUCUCAGUUCAAAGUCGAAUCGUUUAUGUUUCGUAUUGCUAAACCAGAGAGCUUCGUUUUCAUCUCACCGAGUAAAGCCGAUGUGGGGAAACAAAAUGCUGCUGAAUGCAUGCCCUUGAUAAUGGAACCACAGUCGGCAUUUUAUACCAGUCCUGUCGUUGUCCUUGACUUUCAAUCCUUAUACCCUUCCAUCAUGAUAGCUUAUAAUUAUUGUUAUUCUACAUGCCUGGGAAGAAUAAUCGACUUUCAAGGGCGAAACAAAUUUGGCGUUACGGACCUUGAACGUCCCCCGGGUUUGCUGGAAAAACUUCGGGAUCACGUCCAGGUUGCAGCAAAUGGUAUCAUGUACGUCAAGCCUGAGGUCCGCAAAGGCUUGCUCGGCCGCAUGUUGGUCGAAUUAUUAGAAACACGAGUAAUGGUAAAGCAAGCCAUGAAAGGUGUCAAGGAAGACAAGGCUCUGAGGCGCAUUCUGGAUGCUCGACAGCUGGGACUAAAAUACAUCGCAAAUGUUACAUAUGGUUACACCAGUGCGACGUUCUCUGGUCGAAUGCCUGCAGUGGAGAUCGCGGACAGCAUCGUCCAAAGCGGUCGUGAAACGCUUGAAAAGGCCAUCAUGCUUAUCGACUCGACUCCUAAAUGGGGGGCCAAAGUCGUUUAUGGAGAUACAGACAGUGUUUUCAUUUAUUUGCAUGGAAAGACCAAAGAACAGGCGUUUCGCAUCGGACAAGAUAUUGCUGAUGCCAUUACAGCUUUGAACCCUCCCCCCAUCAAGCUCAAGUUCGAGAAGGUAUAUCUUCCAUGCGUCCUAAUGGCCAAGAAGCGUUAUGUGGGGUAUAAAUACGAAAGUAUAGACGAAACAGAACCCGCUUUUGAUGCAAAAGGUAUCGAGACCGUCCGUCGAGAUGGAGUUCCUGCGCAGCAGAAGAUGACCGAAACCUGUUUAAAGAUCCUCUUUCGCACUCAAGACCUCAGCAAGGUUAAAGACUACUGUUGCAGGUCAUGGUCAAAACUUCUAGGAAAUAGGGCUUCAGUUCAGGACUUCAUAUUUGCAAAGGAAGUCCGUAUGGGGACGUACAGCGAUGAAAUCCCACCUCCGCCGGGCGCAGCCGUAGCAGCCAGACGUACGCUACUGGACCCACAUCACGAACCACAGUAUGGAGAGCGCGUACCGUACGUGAUUUCUCGAGGACCACCUGAUACAAGACUGGUAGACCGAGCAAUGGAGCCACUCGACCUGUUAAACAAUCCUCAUGCCUCCCUUGAUGCAGAAUACUACAUAUCGCGAGUGCUUAUUCCGCCGUUGGAACGAAUCUUCAACUUGGUAGGCGCCAACGUACGACAAUGGUAUGAGGAGAUGCCCAAGCUAAAGCCCGCUGGGGAGCAACCUGUUUCGCCGUCGAAAAAGAAGGCUGGACCCGAAGCCGUCGAACGUUUCAAUAUUGACGAGCACUUCGGCAGUUCGUUGUGUCUCACAUGCGGCUCCUAUGCACCUGAAGGAAUUUGUGACGUAUGCCGCAUGGAUACUCGGGCAACUAUGGCUGGUGUCCUGAAUCGUAUCAACGUCGUUGAAAAACGCUUCAUGGAAACGCGAAAGGUCUGUGCUUCGUGUGCACAAAUACCUGGGAGCGAAGAAAUACGCUGCGAAUCAUUGGACUGUCCCUGGUUGUUUGCGAGGAGGAAAUCAGAGAGCAAGCUGAACACGCUGGAUACACUCAAGGAUCUGAUACAUGACCUGGAGCUAGAUGCUUUGGAAGACGAAGAAGCCGAACUGAAUGAAGUGAGCUGA
Molecule: messenger RNA, 4512 nt
Organism: Guyanagaster necrorhizus
Lineage: Eukaryota; Fungi; Basidiomycota; Agaricomycetes; Agaricales; Physalacriaceae
Product: DNA/RNA polymerase
Exons: 23
Coding region: 1-4512 (1503 amino acids)
Biological process (GO): error-prone translesion synthesis; double-strand break repair via homologous recombination
Cellular component (GO): zeta DNA polymerase complex; nucleus
Molecular function (GO): nucleotide binding; DNA binding; DNA-directed DNA polymerase activity
Source: RefSeq, a predicted model, not a curated record